Molecule: messenger RNA, 758 nt
Organism: Eriocheir sinensis (Chinese mitten crab)
Lineage: Eukaryota; Metazoa; Arthropoda; Malacostraca; Decapoda; Varunidae
Product: C-type lectin domain family 4 member G-like
Exons: 4
Coding region: 70-540 (156 amino acids)
Molecular function (GO): signaling receptor activity
Source: RefSeq, a predicted model, not a curated record
GCGAAGCGUCGGCAGGUGGGCGCCGGUAUAUAGGAGGAGAUAGCGAGCGGCGGCCAUCAGUUCGAGACCAUGAGGAAGGCGACACUGUUGCUGACGGCGACGCUCCUGGCCACGGCGUCGUCCCAGUCCUGCGGGAGUGGCUUCACGCUGGUGGGAUCUGCCUGCUACCUUUUCCCGGAUGACUCUUUGACCUGGCAGCAAGCAAGGAACUACUGCCGAGCCCUUGUUCUCCCCGACGGCAAAAAGGCAUCGCUGGCGCGUGUGGAGUCCUGCUCCCAGCUGCACGCCCUGACGAACCACAUCACCAACCAAGGCUAUGAGAUCGCCGACUACUGGCUGGGCGGCACCAGCGCGCUGGACGUAACGGGCGCCUUCAGGUGGGAGUCCACGGGCGCCUUGGUGCCGAUUGGGCCGCCCUUCUGGUUCCCUGGGCAGCCUGACUACGCAGGGAUAGAGAGGACUCUGUCCCUCUCUAAGACCGGCCUCUUCGCGGAUGAAGGCGAAUCUUUAGAGCAGAAGUUCAUAUGCCAAAUCCUGUAGGGGAUGAUUUGGGAAAAGAAGGCGAGAGGCGGGAAGGGCGGGAAGUGGGCGGCGACGGGCCGCCAACCACCAGGCUGAGCGAGGCGGCGGCGGCGGACAGAUCGUAAGAAGCGCGCCAGUCCAUCGUCAUCAUUAAGAACUUUUUUUUAUAUAUAUAUAAGCCAUGUGAAGCACCUCGCAUGUAACACAAAUAAAAUAUAUUUGGAUCUAGAAGGAAA